This is a messenger RNA of Eremothecium sinecaudum, 303 nucleotides long. RefSeq lists its product as uncharacterized. The coding region runs from base 1 to 303 and encodes 100 amino acids. The transcript has a single exon. Lineage: Eukaryota; Fungi; Ascomycota; Saccharomycetes; Saccharomycetales; Saccharomycetaceae. The record is from RefSeq and is a predicted model, not a curated record.
AUGUUUAUUUGCUUGCCGUUGUUUAUCGGUAAACGCGAAUGGGUGAAGCCUUACGCCGGCAACGAAGCAGGAAGGUACAAUGAAUUGUACUGUCCGAGUUGCAGGAGUUAUAGCGUUUAUCCUGUUAAGAAACGCGAAUUUGUGACUGUACUCUUUGUUCCAAUUAUUCCAUUAUACUGGGGGAACCAAUUGUGUUGCCGUGUAUGUAGGUGGAACCAAGACUUUGAUAGCCAGCAACAGUUGGACAAAGUUUUGAUGGAACAGAAAAAUAUCAGAGAAGGCGCCGCAGCCGCAGGCGGCUAG